Messenger RNA from Suillus clintonianus, 1179 nucleotides. RefSeq names its product solute carrier family 25 member 38. The record is from RefSeq and is a predicted model, not a curated record. Gene Ontology annotation, molecular function: glycine transmembrane transporter activity. Lineage: Eukaryota; Fungi; Basidiomycota; Agaricomycetes; Boletales; Suillaceae. The transcript has 9 exons. Gene Ontology annotation, biological process: glycine import into mitochondrion. Bases 77 to 973 code for a protein of 298 amino acids. Gene Ontology annotation, cellular component: mitochondrion; mitochondrial inner membrane.
GAAUUACCGCAGUGACAGCACUUCACGCAUCUUCACAAUCACUGUAUUCCUGUCCUCUUUGCCAUUCCCUUCAUUUAUGAAAAAUGCUGCUGUCGGCCAGCAUUUGCUCUCAGGCGCCCUCUCUGGGUUCGCGGGAGCCAUCUUAUUACAGCCUCUCGACCUCCUGAAGACCAGGAUUCAGCAAGGAGACUCUGCUUUAAAUGCCCGCAAUACAACAAUCAUAUGGCGGACAACAAAGGACAUUCUACGGAAUGAGGGGAUAAAAGGAUUAUGGACAGGUACAAGUGCCACGUUGGUUCGCAAUGUUCCAGGAGUGGCCCUCUAUUUUACGAGCCUGACUUACCUACGCUCUGCCAUGGCAAAGUCGCCGUAUUUCUCUGCACACCAGCGGCACAACCGCGAAAGCUCUAAAAGUGUCCUUCCGAAGUUGUCCAGUCAGGGCAAUCUCAUAGCAGGCGCAACCGCUCGAGUCGGAGUCGGGUUUAUCCUCAACCCAUUUUCUAUCAUGAAAGCGCGUUUUGAGAGUGAGCUGCAUGCAUACCGUAGUUUAUCAGGCUCGCUUCUUUCCAUCGCCCGUAUGGGACCGUCUGAACUUCUCCGCGGAUUUGUUGCAUCGUCGCUGCGGGAUGCGCCAUAUGCCGGUCUGUUUGUCGUCAUAUACGAGAGUAUAAAACGCGAGACAACAUACUUCAUCCCAACCGCGUAUGCAGCAGGCAUACACAGCAUUUCAGCAGCCUCCGCAGGUGCCAUUGCCACACUGGCAACCCAUCCAUUUGAUGUUAUAAAGACGAAAAUGCAAGUGCGUUCAGAAGACAAAUAUCGUGGCUUUACCACGACCGUCUUGAGGAUUUUUAAGCAACGUGGUGCAGCCGGUUUUUUCGAUGGGACAUCUCUCCGCAUGUCUAGGAAAAUCCUCAGCUCGGCAAUUGGCUGGGCUGUAUUUGAAGGAAUGCUGCUCUUCAUGCAAACAUAACGAUUGUUUGACAAUAUCGUCCACUGAUACAAUUCUCGCGCGAGUCUAUAGGUCAUCGAGAGUACUCUUGUUGGAUGAACUUCGCGAUUGUUUGCAGUUGGAUAUUUGAUGUCCCCUCAUAGAUUGCACCCUGUAAUACAUACCAGCUAAAUAAUAUAAUCCACUCAAUCAGAACAUCACUCACAAUCUUUGAAUCCCGCCAGAAU